Messenger RNA from Saccostrea echinata, 913 nucleotides. RefSeq names its product myb/SANT-like DNA-binding domain-containing protein 4. The transcript is spliced from 3 exons. NCBI's taxonomy places the organism in Eukaryota, Metazoa, Mollusca, Bivalvia, Ostreida, Ostreidae. The record is from RefSeq and is a predicted model, not a curated record. Gene Ontology annotation, cellular component: nucleus. The coding region runs from base 116 to 913 and encodes 265 amino acids.
AUCUUUGGUUUCGGCAACCUAAAUCGAACACUCUAGUCAGCAGUUAAAGUGUCUUCCAUUUCGUCAUGAAUGAGUGCAUUCCAUUGUCUAGUCCAUGUAAAUAGUCCGUGCUUAGAUGUAUACAUACUUUCCCGCCCACAAAAUCAGAAUGUCUCGACCAAAGAGGAACCCAAAUUUUACUACUGCAGAAAUUUCUAUAUUGACUGAAGAAGUGGAGAAACGGAAGGACGUGAUAUUUUCCCGACAGAAUUCAUCUGUGACCAACCAGGCAAAAAAGGGGGAAUGGGACUUAAUCUGUGAAAAAGUGAAUGCCGUAAAUACAUCCCACUUACGUACAGCAGAUGAACUAAAAAAGAAAUGGAGUGUUCUCUGUAGUGAGACAAAGAAAAAAAUUUCCAAAAUAAAGCGGGAGCAAGUGAGGACUGGUGGCGGUCAAUUGCCUGCGGAUUGUAGCGUAACCCCUGUGGAGGACAAAAUACAGUCCAUUAUUGGAGAAACUGCAAUAUCUGGAGUAGACGGGGGUAUUGACACUCUUGAAGAGGUGUCUUAUGGUAUGGCAGGAAAGGGGGCACUGAUCAUCACAGAAGUUCCAGCGGCUGACCAGUCACUUGAAGGAUCAACGGAUACUAUAGCUACAUGUACAUCUUCAACUUCAAACAGACAGACUUCUACAGUGGGCGCAAAGAAACGUAAGAUAGACGUUAAAACGCCUUCGCUGGAUUUAAUUGAUGUUGAAAAGGAAAGACUGGAGAUAGAAAAGAAGAGACUUGAUGUGGAAAUGAAAAGACUAGAAGUCGAGGAACAAAGGCUUGCUAUAGAAAGGACAAGAUUACAGCUAGAACAGGAGAAACACAGCAUAAAACUCUGUCAGCUGGGCAUUAUUUCCAAUGCCACUAUCACUUCUCAACAAUAA